GGGUGGUAUGGAAAAUAUUUAAAUAUAUGAGAAGCUUAUAAAGGUAGUUCUUAGGUAUCCCAUGGAUUGGAAUCUUCCAGCAGUCAAGUAGUGCUAUAUUUUGAACCUCUACUAUCGUUGAUCGAAUCAUAGACAGCGCAAUGGGUGCCCAGUUUUCAAGCGCUGUAACUCAGUUAUUCCCCCCUAAGCCAGGGUUUACCGAGAAAAACAUAUCCGAUCUUCAUGGCAAGGUUUAUAUCGUUACCGGUUCAAACACGGGCGUAGGUAAAGAAACCGCCAGGAUCCUUUACUCUAAGAAUGCGAAAGUAUACAUUGCUGCACGUUCCCAAGAAAAGGCCGACAAGGCAAUCGACGAAAUCAGAAAAGCCUUCCCGAACUCGAAAGGAAGCCUAAGCUUCCUGAAGUUGGACCUUAGCGACUUAACUACGAUAAAGGCAUCAACAGACGAGUUCUUAUUGAAGGAAAAGAAACUCGACGUUCUGUUCAACAAUGCUGGUGUCCAGAACCCACUCCCAGAACCGAGCAAGACACCCCAGGGUUACGAAUAUCAUCUUGGAGUGAAUAGCAUCGGAACGUACGCGUUUACGAAGUUUUUGACACCGAUCCUCGUCUCAACAGCUAAGACGGAGGGGACGUCUCGCGUAAUCUGGGUAUCGUCUUCGGCCACGGAUCUGACCGGUCUGAAGUCGGUUGGUAUCGAUAUGAACAACCUAGACUAUCACGACGACAAGCCAUACCUCAUAAGAUAUGGCCUUAGCAAGACAGGUAACUGGCUGCACGGCGUCGAGUUCGCUAAGCGAUAUAAGGCGGACGGUGUCAUUAGCAUUCCGUUGAACCCUGGAAAUCUCGCUUCGGAUUUGUACCGCGACCAAUCAGGCUUUAUGAACAUCGUCACAGCGCUCAUGACAUACCCUUCCAUUAAUGGCGCCUAUACUCUCUUGUAUGCCGGACUGUCCCCCGACAUUACGAUCGAGAAAACCGGCAGUUGGGUGAUUCCGUGGGGGCGAAUUCGCUCGGUUCGAAAGGACUUGAUAGAGGCGACUAAGACCGAAGAAGAGGGCGGGAAUGGCACUGCUAAGAAGUUCUGGGAGUGGACCGAUGAGCAGGUCAAUAAGCAUACCAAGUGAAGAAGAUGUUGAUGGGGGUUGAUGAACAGAGUGAGCUGAUUGAGGAUCGGCGCGUGGAACUUUACCUAUAAUUGAAUUCAUCAAUUCUAGAAACAUGGAACUGUAUUUUGAUGUAUUGAGGGA
Messenger RNA from Daldinia vernicosa, 1250 nucleotides. Its product is annotated as short-chain dehydrogenase. Bases 141 to 1127 code for a protein of 328 amino acids. The record is from RefSeq and is a predicted model, not a curated record. NCBI's taxonomy places the organism in Eukaryota, Fungi, Ascomycota, Sordariomycetes, Xylariales, Hypoxylaceae. The transcript is spliced from 3 exons.